This is a messenger RNA of Didymodactylos carnosus, 1817 nucleotides long. Lineage: Eukaryota; Metazoa; Rotifera; Eurotatoria; Philodinida; Philodinidae. The record is from the annotation of a GenBank genome assembly.
AUUUUUCUAUGAAUGGAAUGGAAUGGUACCGGGAUAAACAUACUGUUGUUUGGUGUAAUACAACUUUCUGAUAUGUUUCAUCUACUAUCCCAUAACAGCUUUUUAUAAUUAUACUUUUGCGUGAGUACGAUACACAUUGAUCGCAGAAGAUAUAGCGGAAAGAGCGAUGGUUAGUUUCUCAAGCUUAUCGCCUUAUCUAUAUUACAUUAUCUCACUCUUGAUGGAUUUCCGGAACUAUAUAGCUAAGUAAAGCGAUAUAUGGUUUGUACGAAACCUUAAAAGGUAUAUAGAUGAUGACAAAAGUUUAAACCUUUUUCAGGUUCAGUAGAGUACCUUUGUUUUUUAGAGAGUAAGCGUUGUCUUUGAUUCAAAAGUUGUGGAGGUGGUUCACAUGCGAUCUGCAGGUAUAAGUUCCUAUAGUAAAGAGACAGAGCGAGUGCAAACGAGUGUUAUCUCGUCGUGAAUACUGUGCUAAUAAAUGGAAAAAACAAGCGCCCUCUCGUAUGCACAGAGAGAGGGGCAUAGUACGAAAGGUUUUCUGUUACUAUACUUUCAAGAGGUGUAUGAAAAUUGUUCGAGUAUGAAACCUUGAAGAGUAUGAUACAAAAACCUUGAAGGGUAUCUUACGAAAUCUCUUCGAUCACUAAACCUUACUGAGGUUUCGCAGAUCCAUACCAUACCUGAUUGGUAUGGGAAAGUUCCAUAGAACCUCGCAAGUUUCAUACCAUACCUUUUUUUUCCAGAGUAGGCAUAAAAAGGACGAUGAAGAUAACGGAGGUGAAGAGAAAUAUGCUUGGAGUAAAAAAGGUAGGAACAAAGCCGCGAAGAAAGAUGAUGUACGGGGAAAGUCACGAAUUACAAAAGCACUGAGGAAGGUGACGGAGAACGUCGAUGAACCUCGACGCCGAAGACGUUUAAAGCGUGCUGGAAAAUUAUCGUGUUCUCCCAAAUGUUGUCUGGCUGCCUUAGUGCCAGCAGUUUUAGGUUUACUUGCAUUAAUAGGAGCAAUAACUGGAGUGUUGUUAGGCAGAGCGACGACAACUAUGCCAGCGAGUAGGCCACGACAACCAGCAGCACUACCUCUACAACAACGUCGACAACGUCCACUACAACGUCUUCUACAACGUCGACUACAACGUCUUCUACAACAUCCACUACAACGUCUUCUACAAGUACUUCCACUUCGACAACCACAUCGUCGACAACGACAACAACAACAACUUCGACUACGACAUCCACUACUACUACUACAACAACAACAACAACAACGACGACGACGACGACAACAGAUACGUCGACAACUACUACCUCGAGCAGCACUACCACGACUUCAAGUACAAGCACCACAACCACCACUUCGACUUCAACCACGAAGACUACAACUACAUCCACCACCACCACCACUACAUCGACAACAACAACAACGAGCACUACAUUCACCACUACCACCACUACAUCGACAACAACAACAACGAGCAUUGUAUAUCGACAAUGUGUCAGUUAAAGACAGUAGUGGUACACAACUGCUAGUGAACAAUGACUUUUCCAGUAGUAUUACAACCGGUUGGUCAGUAUUUUGUACAUGUUCCGGCGGCGGUGGUGGAUAUCAGGCAAGUGUUGGAUGUUAUGGUGGCACUGGAACAUGUUACUAUGAUGACUGUUCGGGUAGUUGGCACUACUUGGCACAAUCGAUUGGCACUGUUGUUAGUGCAGUGUAUACAAUUGGUUUUUCAUUGGCAAUUGAUCCAGUUGGAAGCACAAAGUAUGGAAUGGGAAGUUCGUCCCAAGGUGCCCUUAUAUAUGUUAAAAUGAAUUGA